Molecule: messenger RNA, 489 nt
Organism: Musa acuminata AAA Group (dessert banana)
Lineage: Eukaryota; Viridiplantae; Streptophyta; Magnoliopsida; Zingiberales; Musaceae
Product: triacylglycerol lipase 2-like
Exons: 3
Coding region: 1-489 (162 amino acids)
Source: RefSeq, a predicted model, not a curated record
AUGUUUUUGGAGUUGGUCUGCGCUAUGCUGGGGGUGAAGUGCUAUGACCUUAUGGCAUCAUUAACAGGGCCAAACUGCUGCCUCAAUGACUCCACUGUUGACAUGUACUUGAAGUAUGAACUCCAGCCUACAUCCGUGAGGACACUCGUCCAUUUUUCACAGAGUCACAUUCAGACGUGGAGUGAUAACAAAAUACGACUACGGGAGCAGUACGGCCAACAUGGCUGCGUAUGGGCAGAGCAGCCCACCCGAGUACCAUAUGUUGAACAUUCCACACCACCUGCCGCUGCUGCUCUGCUACGGCUGCGGGGACAUCUGUCGGACGUGAAGGACGUGCACCUGCUGUUGAAUGAUCUCAGCAACCAUGACGCCGACAAGCUCGUGGCUCAGCUGGUGAAGGAGUACGCACAUCUGGACUUCGUGAUGGGGGUUAAUGCCGAGCUGGUCGUCUACGACGGCCUCAUCGCAUUCUUCGACAAACACAGUUGA